This is a messenger RNA of Lycium barbarum (goji berry), 2079 nucleotides long. RefSeq names its product cell division control protein 6 homolog B-like. Gene Ontology annotation, biological process: mitotic DNA replication checkpoint signaling; DNA replication initiation; cell division. The record is from RefSeq and is a predicted model, not a curated record. Gene Ontology annotation, molecular function: ATP hydrolysis activity; DNA replication origin binding. Gene Ontology annotation, cellular component: nucleus. The coding region runs from base 120 to 1679 and encodes 519 amino acids. NCBI's taxonomy places the organism in Eukaryota, Viridiplantae, Streptophyta, Magnoliopsida, Solanales, Solanaceae. The transcript has 17 exons.
UUGAAUCUGAGCACACACAAUAAUCUACCUAUCCUAUAUAAAUAGUUAGACACAUAACCUUCACAACAUACAUUCACUUCACUUCCAAUCUAAGCUCUCAUACCAUCGGCUUUUCAAAGAUGCCGACCAUCGCAGCCGUCCGUCGUUCGCCACGUGUCUCCGGUGAGACCACAGUUGUCGCCGAUCAAAUAGUCUCCAGUCCUCAAAAACGAAGACUCAGAUCUAAUCCAACUAGUGAGGACAGUUUAGUAACUUCAUCUUUAACUUCGUCUCCGUGCAAAUGGAAAUCGCCACGACGACGUGUCAAUGACAGCCCUAAAACUCCUCCAAAUGCGAAUCGGGGAGAUAAAGCAGUUAUUAUGAGCAAAUCACCAGUUAAAAGGAGAUUAUCAGAAAGUUUUCUAGAGAAGCCUACGUGGAAUCCAAGAGAUAUGGAGCAGUUAAAUGCAGUGAAACAGGCAUUGCAUGUGUCUAGGGCUCCAUCAAAGCUGGUGUGUCGAGAAGUUGAGCAGAAUAGAGUUCUGGAGUUUUGUAAGCAAGCUGUGGAACAAGAGAAGGCUGGAAGUUUGUAUAUGUGUGGCUGCCCAGGGACUGGAAAGUCUCUAUCAAUGGAGAAGGUCAACCAGGUCCUUGUUAAUUGGGCACAAGAGUCUGGUUUUCAGGCUCCAGACACAUUAUCCCUCAAUUGCAGUUCUCUGUCAAAGACAUCUGACAUUUUCAGCAAGAUACUUGAUAAAAUUCAACCACGGAGUCGCACAUCACCAUUGCAGUAUCUUCAGAAAAUGUUUUCUGAGAAGCAGCAGACAGCAGUCACGAAGAUGCUGUUAAUAGUUGCUGAUGAGUUGGAUUAUUUAAUCACAAAAGACAAAGCCGUGCUUCAUGAUCUGUUCAUGCUGACAACGUUACCUUUCUCCAGAUUUGUUCUGAUAGGAAUUGCUAAUGCAAUAGACCUAGCAGAUAAAUUUCUUCCAAAGCUACAAUCCUUGAACUGCAAGCCAGCAGUUAUAACAUUUCGUGCCUAUUCUAAGGACCAGAUCAUCUCCAUUCUUCAGCAAAGAUUAAACGCAUUUCCUUACACAGUCUUCCAGCCUCAAGCAUUGGAACUAUGUGCAAGGAAAGUUGCUUCCGCGUCUGGAGAUAUGAGGAAGGCUCUAUGGAUAUGCAGGAGUGCUAUUGAGAUGUUAGAAGCUGAAAUAAGAGAUUCUAUCAACAGCCUUGAUUUACCAUCGUUACACGGGGGAGUUUCUGAUCAACCGAGAGAUGGUGCUUAUGAUAAAUCACUUAUACACGAAAGCAAUGUUGUCAGGGUUGAUCAUGUGGCUAUUGCUUUAUCAAAGGCAUAUAGAUCGCCAGUGGUGGAUACUAUACAAGCACUUCCACAACAUCAACAGAUUAUACUUUGCUCUGCCGUCAAGCUAUUCAGGGGGAAAAAGAAGGAUGCGACUAUAGGCGAGCUGAACAUCUCUUACCUUGAUGUCUGUAAAUCAACUUUAAUACCACCAGUGGGGAUCAUGGAGCUGUCAAGCAUGUGUAGAGUGCUAGGAGACCAGGGGAUUCUAAAAGUAGGAAAGGCUCGAGAAGAAAAAUUAUGUAGAGUAACUUUAAAGGUAGAUGAAGCAGACGUCACCUUUGCAUUGCAGGGAAUACGCUUCUUUCGAAAUUGUCUUCAGCAAUCUUGACGAUUGACUUAGUAAAAGAUUGUGAUUCUUUAUUAUUUAUUCUGUUGCUAAACAAAUAGCCAAUUUAUGGUCCACAAUAGAGGGCAUCAAACCUGGUCAAAGUGGCUAUAAUUUAUGGACGAAUGGAAGAGGAACAUCUGGAUUCCAUUAAACAUUGGAAUUUUCUAUGGCCCCCUUAUCAUACUUUUAGUUCUCAAAUGUUACUGAAGUUGAAUGACAAAAUAGUUACAUUAUAGGAAGAGAAAUAGCAACUAAGAGUUGUCGAUAUACACGGCAUUGAAUAUCUAUCAAUUUCAAGAAUUUCUGGAUUUUUUUUUGACAUGUAAACUUUAUUGUAUUAUAUUACCAAAAGCUGAUUCUCAUUUUCAAGAAUCCCUGAAAAAAAAAGAUCAGAUGAAAA